UAUUUUUGCCGUAUUCUGGCGCUAAACGUCCUUAUCUGAUUUUAUUAUGAAGGACUCCGGAAGUUUUUUUGAUUACGUUAGCGGAAGACACGGGACCGUUUUCUCCGUAACACCAGGGCCGUUGUGCGGUAACCGAGCGGUGUUAAGACGUGAGUCGUGCCUCGGUACCUGGAUGGACGCCCAGCGGCUCAGUUAGCUAACGUUUGAGCGAUGUUUUCGCUGAUUUCCGCGGACACCGGGACGGGAAACGGUUGAGCGGGACGACGUUCAGGUGGAGUCACCAGCACAGACCCGAUGUUGCAGCGGGUGGCGGUGGUCGGUGCCGGAGCAGCCGGACUCUGCGCGGCCAGGCACAUCCUGUCCCGUUCAGGCCGCUUCGCUCCUCCGGUGGUGUUCGAGCUCUCUGAAAACGUAGGCGGCACCUGGUGUUACGACGAACGUGUUGGAAAGCUUGAUAACGGGCUGCCGGUGCACAGCAGCAUGUACAGAGACCUCAGGACCAACCUGCCCAAGGAGGUGAUGAUGUUCCCGGACUUCCCCUUUGAACCCCAGCUUAGCAGCUUCCUGCCCCAUCAGGAGGUCCAGAGGUACCUGGAGAGCUACUGCCAGAGCCACGGCAUCCGGCCCCACAUCCGGUUCAACAUCGUUGUGGAAAGCGUGAAGCCCGUCAAUGUGACGACAGAGGGUGAGGUGGAGGAGAGGACGGCGUGGGAAGUGACAUCAUCGGAUUCUUCAGGUCAUCAGAAAACUGAGACGUUUGACUCCGUCUUCGUCUGCUCAGGGCACUACUCAGACCCUCACAUCCCACUCAUACCAGGCAUCGAGAACUUUAAAGGGAAAGUGCUCCACAGUCACUCGUAUCGAUUCGCGGAGCCGUUUGCGGGUCAGUCGGUGGUCGUUCUGGGAGCCAAAGCAUCAGGUCUGGAUAUUUCCCUCGAGUUGGCGGCUGUGGGUGCCCAGGUGACUCUGAGUCACCGCCGCCCUCGGAUCACGUUCCCUCUGCCUGAUGGGAUUCAACAGUCCAGCUCAGUAGAGGCCGUCGAGGACGACGGCAGAAUUCGCUUCCAGGACGGCUCGGUGACGGAGGCGGAUGUCCUGAUGUUCUGCACCGGGUAUAACUUCAGGUUUCCGUUCUUGGACGCAGCCCAGCUGGGUCUGGACAUCCAGGACCAGAUGAUGUCACCUCUGUACCGCUUUCUGGUGCCACCCGCCUUCCCCUCGCUCUUUUUCAUCGGCAUCUGCAAGAUCAUCUGCCCCUUCCCCAACUUCAACUGCCAGGUGCAGUUCGCCCUGGCCGUGUUGGAGGGCUCGGUCACGUUACCCCCUCGAGUUCAGAUGGAGGAUGAGGUCCGGCGGGAGCUGCAGGAGAAGCUGGAGCGGGGAGUCCAGCAUCGCCACCUGCUGAUCUUGGACCAGGAUCAGUGGGAGUACUGCAACACACUGGCUCGCACCGCUGGCUUCCCACUGCUGCCUACGGUCACACGCAGCCUGUAUGAGGAGGUGUGGCGGCAGCGGCAGAUUCACCCCAAAAACUACCGGAAGCUCAAUUACAGGCUGAUCAGCGACUUGGAGUGGGAGCUGAUCAAUUAA
This is a messenger RNA of Neolamprologus brichardi, 1590 nucleotides long. RefSeq names its product un-named sa30652. NCBI's taxonomy places the organism in Eukaryota, Metazoa, Chordata, Actinopteri, Cichliformes, Cichlidae. Gene Ontology annotation, molecular function: flavin adenine dinucleotide binding; NADP binding; N,N-dimethylaniline monooxygenase activity. The record is from RefSeq and is a predicted model, not a curated record.